Nymphaea colorata (pocket water lily) is the source of this 678-nucleotide messenger RNA. RefSeq lists its product as uncharacterized. Gene Ontology annotation, molecular function: malate dehydrogenase (decarboxylating) (NAD+) activity; NAD binding. The record is from RefSeq and is a predicted model, not a curated record. Bases 1 to 678 code for a protein of 225 amino acids. The transcript has a single exon. NCBI's taxonomy places the organism in Eukaryota, Viridiplantae, Streptophyta, Magnoliopsida, Nymphaeales, Nymphaeaceae.
AUGGAGGGCAAAUCUCUGCUCUUCAAGCUGCUGGGCGACGUUGAGGUGGUUCCAGUUUGCAUCUAUCCCCGCAAGACCCCCCAGCUUGCCAUCGAAGCCAUCAUCAAACUGCUGGGCAACUUCGACGCCAUCAACCUCGAAGACAUCAAGGCUCCAGAGUGCUUUGACAUCGAGGAGGGCCUCAACGCACUGAAGGUGCUCCCCAUCUUCCACGACGACCAGCACGGCACUGCCAUCGUCACCCUUGCAGGUUUAAUCAACGCUGCCAAGGUGGUCGAGAAGGACCUCCGUGCUUGCAAGAUAGUCAUUAACGGAGCUGGAGCAGCAGGCAUCACCAUUGCCAAGCUGCUGCUCUCCUACGGAGUGAAGGAUAUCAUCAUCUGCGACUCAGCCGGCUCCAUCUACCGCGGCAGGACUAACAACAUGAACGAGGCCAAGAGGAAGAUUGCGGAAGUCACCAACAAGGACAACCUCAACGGACUGCUUCCCGACGUCAUCAAGGACACCGAUGUCUUCAUCGGAGUCUCCCAGGAAAAGGCUCUCCGUGGUCACUGGGUCGCCACUAUGGCCAAGAAGAGCAUUGUCUUCGCCCUCGCCAAUCCAGUCCCCGAAAUCCUUCCUGACGAUGCCAAGAGUUCAGGCGCCUAUGUCUACGGUAGCGGUAGAAGCGACUUCUAA